This is a messenger RNA of Xenopus tropicalis (tropical clawed frog), 1892 nucleotides long. RefSeq names its product YKT6 v-SNARE homolog (gene ykt6). Gene Ontology annotation, cellular component: Golgi membrane; cytoplasmic vesicle membrane; cytoplasm. The record is from RefSeq and is marked provisional. NCBI's taxonomy places the organism in Eukaryota, Metazoa, Chordata, Amphibia, Anura, Pipidae.
GUAGCGACCCGGGACUGUUGGGCUGUUGGGAAAAGCGGGACUUGGUGCUAUUAUUAAGGCUGUGUAGGGGAGACGACACGCAGGCACUUCAGCAUCCAACACCCCUCCCGAAGUCUACAUCUCACUGACAGCAGGGGGGCCCUGUGAGCCAACCACCAUGAAGCUUUACAGUCUCAGUGUUCUAUAUAAGGGAGAUAACAAGGUCAGUCUUCUGAAAAGUGCCUAUGAUGUCUCCUCCUUCAGCUUCUUCCAGAGAUCCAGCAUCCAGGAGUUUAUGGCAUUUACCAGCCAGCUGAUAGUGGAACGAUCAGAUAAAGGGAGCCGGUCCUCUGUGAAGGAGCAAGAAUACCUGUGCCAUGUGUAUGUACGAAACGACUCCCUAGCUGGGGUGGUGAUUGCUGAUAAUGAGUACCCUCCAAGAGUCUGCUUCACCCUUCUUGAAAAAGUACUUGAAGAGUUCUCCACUCAAGUGGACAGGAUAGACUGGCCAUCAGGCUCCCCUGCCACCAUCCAGUACAACGCUUUGGACUCUUACCUUAGCAAGUAUCAGAACCCUCGAGAUGCAGAUCCAAUGAGUAAAGUACAGGCUGAGCUGGAUGAGACCAAAAUUAUCCUGCACAACACCAUGGAAUCAUUAUUACAACGUGGAGAGAAACUGGAUGACCUGGUCAGUAAAUCUGAGGUCCUGGGGACACAGUCAAAGGCUUUCUACAAAACUGCACGGAAGCAGAACUCGUGCUGCGGCAUCAUGUGAUGGAAGAUCAGACGGCAGACCAAAUGGACACCAGACAAUGAACAAACACUAUAAUAUCAGGGGCAGUGUCCUGUCCCCCUUUUCUGUAAGGGGUGGUGAAUAUAAACGCUGCUGCCCUGGAUAAGUCCCCGCCCCCUUCAAGUGUUAACGAGGGACAGUUUUUUUGUUUUUUUAUGUUGUCUGUGAUGUGUGUCAGAUUUAUAUUACAAGACCCCCCUCCCCUGAUUCCCCCCCCCAUCCCAUACACAAGUUGGCAUACCUCCGUACCUGGAGGCAUGAUCUGAACAGUGUAACCAUUCCUUUAUCUCUAACAAUACUGGCUUUCUCUAUGCACAGAGUAAACGUGUGUGACGUUGAAUGUUAAUGGCGAGUAUUCCCAUAUAUAAGCAGCCUUGCCCCAGGCUCUGGAUCUGAUGCAGGUAGCACAGAAACAAACAAAGUCUUAAUUUAUAAUCAUCCUAUGGUGUGUAAUUAUGCUGCGUAAUUCUGUGCUCUGGGAGAUGUCCUUGUUCUUUGUAUGAAAAUCCCUCAGUGUGUGUCCAGCUUUAAACCCAUAAACAUGGGGCAGGGAACAUUUUAUAUAUUGAGGGGGGGGGGGGGGUUCGAGAAAAUAUAUUUCAAUCCCAGAGUCCUCAUCUUGCUGCAGAUACGGUAACAGAUUAACCCUGCUUUCUUGUCUUUUAACACUCUCCUACCUACAGGAGAUUCUACAUGAUUUUCUAGUUGUUUUUUUAACCACUUGUUAACCAGAGGAAUCUCCCUAUGCUAUUAAGUGUAUUACCCAAUAAAAGUACAGGGCUCACUGCUCUUUGUUUUUGUAAUGGUGCUUCUCGGCUGAAGCAAUGCCGUGACUGUAAGAACCUCAUUCACCUUGGGACGUGCAUUAACCCUUUUAUACUCCAGUUCCUGAAUGGUUGACCAAUGCCACCAGCUGACAUUUCAGGCCACUCCAGAAGAGUGAAUGUUCAAUGCCCACUUGGGGGGGCGGCAUACAAACUGUAUAGAUAAGUUAUUAUUGUAACUAAUUGUUCGUUUGUUUUACUGAUUUUCUUUUUGUCCCCCUCUCCAUUGAUGGUUUUCAUGACCCACUUUCAAAACUGUAUUUUAAUAAAGAUUGGCUGGACAUUUCUGUAUCAAA